AUGGUUUCAAUUAUUACUGAUCGUACUGCCAAAGCUAUUGAAUCAAUCAUAUCGAAUGAACAAAAAUCGAAAUCUGCUGAUUUACAAGUUUUAUUCAAUGCAUUGACAUUAUCUAUUAUUGCAUCAAGUGCAUUUGGUACAGAUUUUGAAACAAAUACUCAUGCAAAAGAUGUAAUCUCUCGAACAUUUGCUCAGUUACUUGAUAUCACGGAAUAUCGAUCGAUGUAUAUGAUAAAUCAAAUACCUUUUCUUUCACGAUUACCUUUUUGGGGUAAAAAGAUUCUCGAUGAAGGAAACCGCAAGGUCGCCGAAUUCGUUGAUCAAAUCAUUACUGAUCGUCGACAAGGACAAUCAUCGAGUUUGUCAAAUGGUCCUGAUCUUCUUGAUUUAUUACUUUCAGCUGUUGAUGAUGAAGGAAAAUCAUUCAAUGAUCAAGAAAUUAAAGAACAAUCUCUUGCUUUUGUAUUUGCUGGUAGUGAGACAACUGGAAAUCUAAUGGUAUGGAUGUUAUAUGUUUUAAUGACAAAUGAAAAUGUUUUACAAGCAUGUCGUGAAGAAGUUGAUCGAGUUUUACCAAAUGGUAUAGAACUUACGAAUGAACAUUUACAAGAUUUACUAGUAUGUGAAGCAGUCAUCAAUGAAACACUUCGUCUUUAUCCACCAGUACCAUUCUUCCCACGCCACUGUAUACGCGAACAUAUGAUUGGUACUGAACAUCAAAUGCGUAUGCCAAAAGAUGCAAUUAUCUUUGUUAAUAGCUAUGUUCUUCACCGUCGAAGUGAUAUGUGGCCUCGAGCACUUGAAUUUGACUAUACUCGAUGGAUGCGUGAUCCUAAAACUGGUCUCAAACCAAAAUUACCUCAUCCAUAUGCUUAUCUUCCUUUCGCUGCUGGACCACGUAAUUGUAUUGGACAAAACUUUGCAUUAUUAGAAGCUAAAAUCAUGUUAGCUAUGUUUAUACAACGAUGUAAUUUCGACUUAGUACCAGGACAAAAGAUUGUACCUGAGAUUAAAAUAACCAUGCGACCAAAAUAUGGAUUAUGGACUAACAUUUUAUAUCCAGCAAAAAAAAUAUACGAUGUAUUUCGUGCACAAGGUAUUUGUGGAGAACCAUUUAUACCGUUAUUUGGCCAGCUUUCUGAACUCAGAAAACAACGCAACAAUGAUGCAUCCAUGAUUUAUCAUGAAGAACUAGUGAAAAAACAUGGAAAUGUUUACCUAUUCGGUCUUGGUCCUCUUACACAUCUUGUUGCCAAUGAACCAGAUUUACUUGCUGAUGUAUUCAGUAGAAAUAAGGCAUCUAAUUACACGAAAACUGUAGAAUUUAGUGGAGUGUUUGUACCGUUAAUUGGUUCUCAUAAUUUAUUAGUGGCUGAAGGUAGUGAACAUGAACGAGCUCGUCGAAUGAUUAAUCCAGCAUUUUAUCAUGUUAACCUUAAGUCUAUGGUUUCAAUUAUUACUGAUCGUACUGCCAAAGCUAUUGAAUCAAUCAUAUCGAAUGAACAAAAAUCGAAAUCUGCUGAUUUACAAGUUUUAUUCAAUGCAUUGACAUUAUCUAUUAUUGCAUCAAGUGCAUUUGGUACAGAUUUUGAAACAAAUACUCAUGCAAAAGAUGUAAUCUCUCGAACAUUUGCUCAGUUACUUGAUAUCACGGAAUAUCGAUCGAUGUAUAUGAUAAAUCAAAUACCUUUUCUUUCACGAUUACCUUUUUGGGGUAAAAAGAUUCUCGAUGAAGGAAACCGCAAGGU
Molecule: messenger RNA, 1748 nt
Organism: Rotaria sp. Silwood1
Lineage: Eukaryota; Metazoa; Rotifera; Eurotatoria; Philodinida; Philodinidae
Source: the annotation of a GenBank genome assembly